Messenger RNA from Acaulospora colombiana, 2180 nucleotides. NCBI's taxonomy places the organism in Eukaryota, Fungi, Glomeromycota, Glomeromycetes, Diversisporales, Acaulosporaceae. The record is from the annotation of a GenBank genome assembly.
AUAAAAACUUUGAUCCAAAAUGGCACCCCACGAGGAACUUGAUCAACGCGAACCACUUGUUGAAGGAGUACAGGCAGUUCGAAGAAGAUGCUAAUCGGCGUGCCGCUCAAAGAAUGUCUCAUCAGGGAGAAGAAGCUUCCGGCGUAGGUCAAGGGUCGCAAUCUCGAGAUGUCCCAACUCACAUAUCUCACACCGAAGAACCAUCCAAUCAGGGUUCUCAGUCACAAAGGUCAUCUUCCGUUGAUUCCUGUGAUGAUUCUAUGGAUGAUGCUUGGAGUCAGAGUUCAAGGUCUCGGAAGUCUUCACCAUCAAGUUCGAGUAGAAGGUCAAAGAAUAAUGCAAAAAAAAAAGGCGUAAAACGUGCAUCAGCUGCUUGCGACGAAAAUUCCAGGAAUGUUGUCGUUACGACAAACAUCGGGAAAAGAAAAAAAUAUCGAGGGAAAAUGCAACAAGUCGUGUUUCUUGAGAUGGGGAGCGAAGAAUCAGAUGCAAAGGUUGAUACAAAUAAUGAUAAAAAUAUAAAUCCGACUAAUUAUAAGGACAGUUGUAAAUCAUCUAACUUUAACGAGGAUAAGAAAUCGAACAAUGAUUCUUUUGACGAUAUCUCAAACAGUGAUUAUGACGCAUGGGAAUUACCAGGCGAUCUACCUAGUCCGUCCAGUCCGCCGAUGGAAGUAGAUCCUAAGAUGACAAAGAAAUCGUCGAGCACGAUUGUGGAGACUACGGAGGAGAGCGCGAAAAAUAUCAAAUCAGAGGACAAUUUAAUCUCCUCGGAAUCAUUUGAUGUGCCGAUGAGCACGUGUCCUUCAUCAAAUUUCAAUAAAAAGAAUGAACCGGAGGACAAUGAUCCUUGGACUGAGCAAAGUCCGAAAAAACAAAAAACUGAAAUAGAAACGCGAAAAAAAAUCGCAAAAAAAAGUUUCAAUCUAUCUCAUGAUUCAUUAGAACAAUCUGAACAACCAGAUCGUCUAAAAUCAAACAAUUCUAGUUUAUCAUCACUUGGUCACUCUGGACAACUUGACGAACAAACGGAGAUGGAAAUUUGCUCAAAACCGCGAGACACAAAUAAGCAUUUACAUGCCCCCCCGGAAUUGCAGGAUAAUAAGCAAUUAGAAAUCCAGAGGACUGAAAAAGAUUAUAUUCCGUUGAGUAAUUUGUUGGAAGAACAAUAUGAAUCAAAAAGUCAGAUCGAGAAAAAUUUAUCUGCUACUUCUCGAAAUUCUUUUGGACAAAAUGUACCAUGCACACAGGAGACAUCGAAACUGAUGCCCCAGUCUACGGCAGAUGUCAACAAUUCUUCGCAGUUCACUUUAGAUAUUCCAUUGAAACAAGAGGAAGAUCCUCCCAAGUUAAAGUUUUCAGUUAAGAAACAAUCAGGACCAUUUAGGUAUUCAUUUGACGUAUUAGGAAAUCAGAAGGAAGAUCUAAGGAGUCCAGAACAAAUUCCUCAGCAUGUAGAUACACUUGCACAUCUGACAGAUAGCAUUCCAGAUAAUAUACAGCAAAGUCAGCUCAGGAGAGGUUCACAAAAAGUGGAUGGCGCCUCAAUGCUGACAGAAAAUGCAUCUGGACAAAACAUGGAGUCAGUCAAGAAAGUAACUGAUGAGCACCCCUUACAAGUGGAACCUUCUGGACGAUAUCAUCAAUUCGUGGAGAUGAUAAGGAAUUUGACUCAAUUAUGGAUGAUCAACAUGCUGCCACAAGCCUAUGCUGAAAGGUUGGUUGAUGCAAAUGAUCCUGAAAAUUAUCCAAUGUUUACGAUGAAUGCAGUUGAGCACAAUUCUACGUCGAAGAAAAAUGUUGAAGAAGAAAAUACCUUGAUGAAGUGGAACGAGAUCGUUGGAGUCAUUUGGCUUAACAAAGUGGAGAAGCUGUGCUGGCUACGAGUGUGCAUCGAUGAUAUUUCGAAUUCGAGAUACACUCAACCAUCCGAUCAAGAUCUUCUGUCUGAUUUUAGAUUUCUAUCGAACGAGACAUAUCACGCCGUGCGACUAGCUAUCCUAUCGAAUAAUUACGGGGCAUUACCGGAUGUGUGUCGUAACGCGUCAAAUUUUGCAGUUUUCGGACCUAAAGACAAUUUCGAAGUAAAGGAGAUGAUCGACGCAUGUAAGGGUUUAAAGGUGAACUACGAUCCUAGUUUUAGCAGUGAUAGUAUUGAUCUGGUGCUGAACGAAGGCUAA